Messenger RNA from Rubroshorea leprosula, 4014 nucleotides. The record is from the annotation of a GenBank genome assembly. NCBI's taxonomy places the organism in Eukaryota, Viridiplantae, Streptophyta, Magnoliopsida, Malvales, Dipterocarpaceae.
AAAGGUAAUUGAACCAACCCUAAGCUCCUUGCUUCCUCGUUCUGAAGGUAGUUCCGAUUAUUACUAACUUAAGCAUCGGAGUGUCUACCCCGAGGACCCACCUCGGGGCUUUGCAGGUCAAUUCGGAGUACAGAUACGGACUGGAGAAGGACUUCUGGUUUGGUGCAGUUACAUUUUCGCGCCGUCUGUGGGAAUUCGAACUGAAAGCUCCCUUGUUGCUCUUAUCAUGGUUGAAACUAGGUCCGUCCGAGCUGGAAACUCAUCUCAGCCUCCUGGACGAGGAGGAGAUGAAAAUCAGCCACACAAUUCGGCUCACAAUUCGGCCUCUACUACCAACCACGACGUAGUUGCAAUUCAACUCGCUGCCAUGCAACAACAGUUUGGUGUCUUUCAACUAGUGUUGGCUCAACUAUUAGCACGGCACAAUCCUGGUGAUCCACUUCUUAACUUACUUAACCCUGCUCCACAACCUCCAGCUCCACAACAAAAUCCUGAACCAAUUCAGAUACCACAACUUGAAACUUAUGAUGGGACGAAGGACCCCGAUGAUCAUCUACAUGCUUUCUACUCUUGCAUGCAAGCCCAGAACGCCUCUGAUGCGUUGAUGUACAAAAUCUUUCCUUCUACGCUCCGAGGUAAUGCUCGAACCUGGUACUACAGUCUGCCUCCGAGGUCAAUCAGCUCUUACACAGAAAUGACAUCCGCUUUUGCCACAAAGUUUUCCAGUAGAAGGUUGAUAGGGAAAACCACUUCCGAGAUGAUGCGCGUUAGGCAGAGGGACGGAAAGUCUUUGAAGAAUUUUAUGAGCAGAUUCAAUGAUGCAGUGUUGGAAGUCAACUCUUUCGACCAGGCUGUGGGAAUUACAGCUGUGAUCUCAGGUCUUAGCCAUGAGAGAUUCAGGGAUAGCCUGCUUAAACAUCCUGCCACCACCUUCAGCAAGGAAGCGGAUGAAGACACCACAGAACUGAGGUCCGAUGCCGACUUCCAUACCGAGAUUUGGAAGGCCGAACUCCGCACCCCCAUAGCAACCUGCAGAUCACGGUCAUACAACAAGACAAUGCAACAGCUUAAGUCUCAAGGAGUUCGUCACCCGCCCAACCGGGAAGGUGUGGGUUAUCAGCAAACCCCGCCUUCGCUCCCACCACCAGCUAGAAUCAUACAUAUGAUCAUGGGAGGCCUGGAAGCCGGUGGACUAAGCUCUAAACAACGAAAGUUGUAUGUCAGAGAGGUUAAGCAUCAGAACCGAGCUCAGAAGCGGAAGUUUGACGAUGCUGAGUGGAAGAACCAACCGAUUACCUUCACACCUGCCGAUCUCGAUACAGUCGUCACACCCCACAAUGACCCCCUUGUCACUUCUGUCACGAUUAACAAUUGUGAGGUGCAGCGCGUCCUUGUUGACAAAGGGAGUGCACCAGAUAUCAUGUACUUCCAUUGUUUCGAAAGUCUUGGGUUGGAUUCGGCUUUGUUGCAGCGGUAUGAUGGUCCCAUCUACGGAUUCAACAACCAGCCAGUCCCAAUUGAAGGAGUCCUCACCAUGAAUGUUGCAUUUGGAAGUGGCCGCAAUUACGUAACCCCUCCAGUUAGGUUUCUGGUAGUCAAGAUGGCGUCCUCUUUCAACGUUGUCAUUGGCCGACCUAUACUGACUGAAAUCCGAGCUGUGGUUUCCCAGUCUCACCUAUGCAUGAAAUUCCCAACUCCUACAAGAAUAGCAACGCUGCGAGGCAAUCAGGAGGUGGCCCGACAUUGUUAUAUCACCUCGGUCACACAACCUCAGAAGGGCAAAGAUCAGCCACCCGAGGUCAAUCCCAAACGGAUUCCUGACAAUUGGCAAGUUAUGGGUGUAGAAAUCGUAGAUAACCGACCAGAAGAUGAAACCAGGGCUGCUCCAGUCGAAAAAGUGGAAGAGGACUGUUAUCCAAUGCCAAACAUUGAUAAGCUGGUUGAGGCAGCUUCGGGAAAUGAGAGAUUGAGUCUCUUGGAUGCAUAUUCAGGAUAUCACCAGGUGCCAAUGGCUCCCGAGGAUGAAGAAAAAAUCUCGUUCUAUGCCGGUGAUGAGAUCUAUUGCUAUGUCAUGAUGCCCUUCGGCUUGAAGAACGCAGUGGUGAAGAGUUUAAAAGCUGAGGAUCACUUAGCUGACCUCGAGGAGACAUUCAACAAUCUCAGGAAGAAUAGAAUGAGGUUAAACCCAGCAAAGUGCAUCUUCGGUGUGGAGUCGGGAAAAGUUCUAGGCUUCAUGGUAUCCAGAAGGGGGGUUGAGGUCAACCCUGAGAAGAUCAAAGCAGUAGCCGAGAUGGAGCCACCGAAGUCGGUAAAAGAUGUACAGAGGUUGACGGGGAGAGUAGCAGCUCUGCAUAGAUUCAUUUCAAAAUCAGCGGAUAAAUGCUUGCCGUUCUUCAAGAUUAUGAGAUUGGCAGCCCAAAAGGAUGAAUCUGGCAAACAAAAAAAGUUUGAAUGGAAUCCAGAAUGCCAAGAUGCAUUUGACGAGCUGAAGUCUUAUCUUAGCUCGCCUCCUUUGUUGACAAAGGCCAAGGAUGGAGAAAUCCUUUACUUGUACCUUGGCAUAUCAGAUGAAGCUAUCAGUUCUGUGCUAAUAAGGGAGGAGGGGAAACAACAGAAACCAGUUUACUACAUCAAUAGUGUGUUACAUGGAGCUGAAGUCAGAUAUUCCAUUGCUGAGAAAGCAGCCUUAGCAGUUGUCACUUCGGCCAGGAAACUGAGACCGUACUUUCAAUCACACCCAAUCAUAGUCCUCACGGAUCAACCGCUCAGACAAAUUUUGCAUAAGCCAAAAUGUUCAGGGAGAUUGAUCAAAUGGGCUGUUGAACUGGGAGAAUUCGAGCUCACAUUUCAGCAGAGGUCAGCAAUCCGAGCUCAGGCUCUUGCCGAUUUCAUAGUAGAAUGUACCUCGAUUCAUUCUGAUUCCCAGUUCGAGGUGGACAGUUGGAUUUUGUAUGUUGAUGGCGCAUCAAGUAACAAAGGUUCUGGCGCUGGUGCACUCUUACUUGGCCCAGAGGGGUAUCGAAGCGAACACGCUCUAAAAUUUAAUUUUGAUGCCACCAACAAUAUGGCCGAAUACGAAGCCCUGCUCCUCAGCUUACAGCUAGCGACAGAAUUGAAGGUUGAAGCAAUACAAAUAUAUAGUGAUUCACAGCUAGUAGUCAAUCAGAAAUUCCAUUUAAGCAAAAUCCCUCGAGCUGAGAAUGAGCAAGCAGACUCCCUCUCCAAGUUUGUUUCGGAUGGCAACCAAAGCUCCAGAUCGGUCUUUGUAGAAAUUCUGGACGAGCCUAGCUUCGUGAAGCCACAAGUGAUGAAGAUCAGCACAGAUCCUAGCUCGUUGAGCUGGACAAAUCCAAUUAUCUCAUUUCUACGAGAUGGCACAGUGCCUACAGAUAAACCGGAAGAGAUGAGGUGUCAGAAGUGUCAGUUCUUCGCACAUCUAAUCCACCAGCCUGCAGAAGAGCUCACUACUUUGGUGGCACCUUGGCCAUUUGCUCAGUGGGGUCUUGACCUUUUAGGUCCAUUUAUGAAGGGGGUAAGAGGUGUAACCCAUCUCAUCGUUGGUGUGGAUUAUUUCACAAAAUGGGUCGAAGCUCGGGCACUAUCCAAUCUUACCUCCAAGAAGGUCGAAGACUUUGUUUUCAGCUCGAUUAUUUGCAGAUAUGGGAUCCCGAAUCAGAUUGUAGCUGAUAAUGGAACCCAGUUCAAUUGCUCCUCAUUCCGAGAUUUCUGUUCCAGUUACGGGAUUAAACUGCAGUUCACCUCGGUUUACCAUCCUGAGUCCAACGGCAUGGUCGAAUCUGUUAACAAAUGCAUCUUAGAAGGUAUCGAGCCGAGGUUGGAACAACACGAGGCCAAAUGGGCAGACAAGCUCAACAACGUCCUCUGGGCAUACAAAACUACGAGCUGAACUGCUACAGGUAUUACUUUACACCUGGUCUACUUGAUUAAUUUUAUGUCAUUUUACUUCUUUUACUACGGUUUUACCAUUAGAGCAAAUAUACAUAACGCGUAAAG